AUGGUCGCCCUCGACAAAAGUAAGCCAGCACUACGAUACGUGACGAGGAGCGUUCAAGCGCUUAAUUCCAACAUUAGCGCCAAUACCAUAUCGUGUUCCGUUCAAGAAACAUUCGCCAUAAACACUGACAAACAGCCCCCAUUUUUACUGGUGCGGAGUUUACUUUUAUUGACCACUGUUGGUGUGAAAAGAUUUUAUCGCUAUCGUACUGAAACCAUAGCCCUGCGGGAGAUUCGUUACUUUCAGUAA
Angiostrongylus costaricensis is the source of this 249-nucleotide messenger RNA. The record is from the annotation of a GenBank genome assembly. Lineage: Eukaryota; Metazoa; Nematoda; Chromadorea; Rhabditida; Metastrongylidae.